This is a messenger RNA of Gossypium raimondii (Peruvian cotton), 2027 nucleotides long. Its product is annotated as protein BREVIS RADIX. Lineage: Eukaryota; Viridiplantae; Streptophyta; Magnoliopsida; Malvales; Malvaceae. The transcript has 8 exons. The record is from RefSeq and is a predicted model, not a curated record. The coding region runs from base 542 to 1570 and encodes 342 amino acids.
UUGCGUCUCCUUGUCUCUCUGUCCGAGUGUUUUGUCUUAACAUAUAUUUAUUUUUAAUUAGCUAUUUUUGGCUUCAUUUGCCGAAAUCUAAAUCCCCGGGCUUUCCAUAUACAAAACAUUCCGUUUUUGGGAAGGUCUGGGAUUCUCGGCCGAUAUAUCGCCUGCAUUUUUGUCACCCAAUCCGGAUAUAUAUUGUUCUUCAAGCUUCAAUCUCCAAGACAUUCAAAGCUUUACUGGGUUAUUAAAGUUGGCCAGUGGUGUAAUUAAAGCUAUGGCUUCUGAGUAUGUGCUUGAAUGAACGGGAAACCACCAGUUUUGAUAUUGUAGCUGUGGGAAAAAAAAACAGAGUAGAGCAGAGCAGAAAACAGAGAGCAGAGGAAAUGAAAUUAGAAAGAGAGAGAGAGAGAGUGAGUGAAUUAGAGGUAUAAAGAACGACAGCUAAGAAAAAAGAAGAGCAAUUGAAGGGUAUUAAAGGGGAUAAGUAGACAGCAACAAGAAAAGGAGUAAUCAAAAGCAGAGGGAUUUUUUUUUAAGAAAAAAAAUGUUUACGUGCAUAGCUUGCACAAAGCAAAUGGCGGAUGGAGGUGAAGAAGUAGAAGGAGCGCGUGGAAGUGGGACUCCCAGCACCAAAGAAGCUGUCAAAAGCCUGACCACGCAGAUCAAGGAUAUGGCAUUGAAAUUUUCUGGAGCUUACAAGCAAUGCAAGCCUUGCACAGGCUCCAGCAGCUACAAGAAAGGAAGUCGACCAUAUCCAGAUUUUGAUGCUGCUUCAGAAGGGGUUCCUUACCCCUACAUGGGUGGAAGCUCUAGCUCAACGCCUGCAUGGGACUUCACCAAUGCCAGUCAUCAUCCAGGAAGGUCAGAUUCCAGAUUUACAGGGGCAUUCAGUGGUGACAAAACUCCUGGCUAUAGGGAGUCUUUCUCGGUCCAGGACCUGGUGUUAGAAGAUGAGGAUGAGCCCAAGGAAUGGAUGGCACAAGUGGAGCCUGGGGUUCAUAUAACUUUUGUCUCUCUCCCUAAUGGAGGAAAUGAUCUAAAACGGAUUCGAUUCAGCCGGGAGAUGUUUAACAAGUGGCAAGCGCAGCGGUGGUGGGGUGAGAAUUAUGAUAGAAUCAUGGAGCUCUACAAUGUACAGAGAUUUAAUCGUCAAGCAUUACAUACUCCCCCAAGGUCUGAGGAUGAGACGCAGAGGGAUUCGACAUACUCAAGGGUGGGAUCGGCAAUGGAAAGCCCUAUGGCUCAUUGGACGCCAAGAAACAACUAUAAGCCUUACAGUGCAGGGCCUAGUGGGUUUUGUCCGGGUGGCACAAGAGGGGAUGCAUCAUUUGAUGCUUCACGGACGACCACCUCCUCUAGAGAUGAGCCUUCUGUUUCGGUGAGCAAUGCGAGUGAGAUGGAGGCAGAAUGGGUUGAACAGGAUGAACCAGGGGUUUACAUUACCAUCAGACAGUUGGCUGAUGGCACCAGGGAACUCCGGCGUGUCAGAUUCAGCCGCGAAAGAUUUGGAGAAGUAAAUGCAAAGCAGUGGUGGGAGGAGAACAGAGAAAGGAUACAAGCACAAUACCUUUAAAUUUAUGAUAGUAUUGCACCAAAAAAAAAAAAAGGAAAUUUAAAAUUACAAAAAGGAAGAGCAGCGGUGGAUCCAAAUGUGUGUUUGCAGUUGGAUGUUCCCUCUCAAUUUUGGUUAUGAUAGCGGAUAAGAGUAAGACAGAUUUUACAGGGCAAUUGGGGGCUGUCACCUUUACUUUGUAACUGAUCUAAUAAUAAUAUGUCCUUUCACUCCAAAACUAAUCUCAGUCAAUUUUUCAUUCAUGGUGACAACCCAAUUGGGUUUUGUUUCCCAGCUGCUGCUGGCCACCCCUUUUUUUAUAUUUAUUUUUUUGUUGGGCUGCCAAUUUUUAGGGGGCUUUUAUACUACCACCUUAGAAGACCUUUUGGGUCGGGAAUUACCUUCUCCGCGGUUGUUUUGUUUGUUAUUUUGUAAUACAGAACUUGACAGUUGAAGAAAUGAAAUUCAAAUUAUCCCA